AUGCGCCGAAGUUUUUGGUAGCGAUUUCACCCUCAUGUACCAUCCCGUACCUGCACACCACUCGCGUCUCGUCCAUCAUCUUCAUCUAAAAAUCCUUCCACCUCAACCUUCGACAACAUCGACGCCGCUACUCGAGAUGGCUGCUUCUCUGGCAGCUGCCCUGCCGAAGCCUAAGUACACGGGCGAGGACGAAGAAAUCCCGGCGUACGCCCAACAACGCGGACCGAGAAUUGUUGGAGCCGGCCAAAUUGACGAGUCGCAGAUUGUUCUCCGAAGAACCGGCCCACCGCCGUAUGGGCAACGAAGAGGAUGGCGUCCGCGAGGCCAGGAGGAUUUCGGCGAUGGUGGCGCGUUCCCCGAAGUACCCGUCGCCCAGUACCCUCUGUCAAUGGGGAAGGAAUCCAGUACAAGCAAUGCACUAGCCAUCCAAGUUGACGCUACUGGCAAGGUGAAAUACGACGCGAUCGCGAAACAGGGCCAUAGUGAGGGAAGGAUAAUCCACUCGUCAUUUAAGGACCUGAUACCGCUCCGGCAACGCGCAGAUGCAGGCGAGAUCACCCUGGACCGGCCGAGCGAGGAGCAGGUGGCGGAAACGACAGAACGGACGAAGAAUGCGCUCGCCGCGCUCGUCAGCGGCGCUGUGGCGGCUCAGAAGCCUAAGAAUGUCAACAUCGGUCAGCGGAAGGAUCCCACGUUUGUGCGCUACACGCCGGCGAAUCAGAUGGGAGACAACUCGAAGAAGCAGGAUCGCAUCAUGAAGAUCGUAGAAAGGCAGAGGGAUCCCAUGGAGCCGCCCAAGUUUAAGCACAAGAAGAUUCCUCGAGGGCCUCCUAGUCCACCACCGCCCAUCAUGCACUCGCCGCCACGGAAGUUGACCGCCGAAGAUCAGGAGAUGUGGAAGAUCCCGCCCCCGGUAUCUAACUGGAAGAAUCCCAAGGGAUUCACAGUUCCUUUGGACAAGCGAUUGGCUGCGGAUGGUAGAGGGUUGCAAGAUGUGACUAUCAACGACAAGUUUGCGCAGUUCUCUGAAGCACUAUUUAUGGCGGACCGACACGCUCGCGAAGAAGUCCGACAGCGAGCGCUCAUGCAACAGAGGCUUGCGGAAAAGGAGAAGGCACAGAAGGAAGAAAACCUACGGAUGCUUGCGCAGAAAGCCCGAGAAGAACGUGCAGGCGCCUCCAAACGCCGGGACUCUCGCACAUCGCGCGAUUCCCGAUCGCGGUCACGUAGCUACAGCCACUCCGAUUCAGGCUCGGACAGCGACUCGUCGGAGGUUCGGGAGAGAGAAAAGGCGCGUCAAGAGAGGCGCCGGGAAGAGGAGCGGAAACUUCGCCAGUCUCGCAUGGGCGCGGAAAGGCGAAUCCAGGUCAUGGCACGAGAGCAAAACCGCGACAUCUCGGAGAAGAUCGCUCUGGGGCUGGCAAGACCGACGCAGCAGGCCGAAUCCAUGUACGACUCACGUUUGUUUAACCAAUCCAGCGGUUUCGACAGCGGCAUCAACGAGGACAACCCGUACGACAAGCCGCUAUUCGCAGCGCAAGAUGCGAUUAGUAGUAUAUACCGUCCGAGCCAGAACACGGACGAGUACGACGACGAAGGGGCGGGAGACCGGGAAAUGGCCAAGAUCCAGAAGACGAGCCGCUUUGGCGAGGUCCUAGGCAAGGGGACGUUCAAGGGGGCCGGCGAUGCUGAGGUGCGAGAAGGACCGGUGCAGUUUGAGAAGGAUGGCGCGGGCAACGAUCCAUUCCAGAUGGACAAAUUUAUGGCCGAGGUCGACCAGAGCUCGUCGUCGAAGAGAGGCUACGGGCUGCAGGAAGGAGAGUCUAGACAGCCGAAACGUGCCCGAGUCGAGGACGACGACUGAAGAAGAGCCACCACGGUCACGGUUCGAGAGCGGUUCCUAUGGUGGUUGGUGGGGCGCAUGCUGGCAUAGUUAUUGGCGAGGUGGAUGGCGAGGCGGAUGGAUAGGGAGGCCGUCUGACCGAGGAGAGAGAGGUGCUGUCUUCAUCUGAAGACGUAGCCGUACCUGACCGACCUGCCUUACUGAUGUCUAUAGACGGGGCCAGGGGUAUCACCCAGCAGACGCUCCGUAAUUAUGUACACUUCCAUUCUGUCCUUAUAUGUCUCGUCACCGGAGUAAUUUCUUUCGAAGGAUACUUCCCCGGCGCAUGGGUUCUCCUCGUCGCGAAGCCAUCGAAUUGUGUAAACUCAACUCUCGCCGUCCGCUUCGUCUCGUUUCACGCCGUCUCUAGUUGCCCGAGGGCCGACCUGGCACGGCGCCCAGAAGUGCGGAUCCGCCGGUUGGGUGCAUACUUGCAGUGUGCUCUGGCGAUAACACGAGGUUUCGGUCUUGGCACAUCGCCGCAUGGGGACAAGCUGAUCCAGUAGGUGAACCCGACACGUUCUGGUUUUAUAUGCAUGCGUGGGUUUAUAUGGGGAGGGGGGUUGUGAUUCGGAAGAUACCUAGCUAAUCGACGGGCCAGAAGGGGCCGUGCCUAGCUUAAAUCCAUCCGAGGGGCGACGGGAUCGUACUACAUAGGUAGUACCUACAUAGCUACCUACCUCAUAGCUACC
Molecule: messenger RNA, 2574 nt
Organism: Durotheca rogersii
Lineage: Eukaryota; Fungi; Ascomycota; Sordariomycetes; Xylariales; Xylariaceae
Product: SKIP/SNW domain-containing protein
Exons: 3
Coding region: 35-1864 (609 amino acids)
Biological process (GO): mRNA splicing, via spliceosome
Cellular component (GO): spliceosomal complex
Source: RefSeq, a predicted model, not a curated record